Carlito syrichta (Philippine tarsier) is the source of this 2431-nucleotide messenger RNA. RefSeq names its product erythrocyte membrane protein band 4.1 like 5 (gene EPB41L5). The coding region runs from base 44 to 2248 and encodes 734 amino acids. The record is from RefSeq and is a predicted model, not a curated record. Gene Ontology annotation, molecular function: cytoskeletal protein binding. The transcript is spliced from 25 exons. NCBI's taxonomy places the organism in Eukaryota, Metazoa, Chordata, Mammalia, Primates, Tarsiidae. Gene Ontology annotation, cellular component: cytoskeleton.
AAGCAGCUGCUUACCAGAUUGUGGCCACCAGCCAGUGACAAAAAUGCUGAGCUUCUUCCGCAGAACACUCGGGCGUCGCUCUCUGCGUAAACAUGCUGAGAAGGAACGACUCCGAGAGGCACAACGAGCUGCCACACAUAUUCCUGCAGCUGGAGAUGCCAAGUCCGUCAUCACGUGUCGGGUGUCCCUUCUGGAUGGUACUGAUGUUAGUGUGGACUUGCCGAAAAAAGCCAAAGGACAAGAGUUGUUCGAUCAGAUUAUGUACCACCUGGACCUUAUUGAAAGUGACUAUUUUGGUCUGAGAUUUAUGGAUUCAGCACAAGUAGCACACUGGUUGGAUGGUACAAAAAGCAUCAAAAAGCAAGUAAAAAUUGGUUCACCCUAUUGUCUGCACCUUCGAGUUAAGUUUUAUUCCUCAGAACCAAAUAAUCUUCGCGAAGAACUAACCCGGUAUUUAUUUGUUCUUCAGUUAAAACAAGAUAUUCUCAGUGGAAAAUUAGAAUGUCCCUUUGAUACAGCAGUGCAGUUGGCAGCUUAUAAUCUGCAAGCUGAACUUGGUGAUUAUGAUCUUGCUGAGCAUAGUCCUGAACUUGUCUCUGAGUUCAGGUUCGUGCCCAUUCAGACUGAAGAAAUGGAGCUGGCUAUUUUUGAGAAAUGGAAAGAAUACAGAGGUCAGACACCAGCACAAGCUGAAACCAAUUAUCUGAAUAAAGCCAAGUGGCUAGAAAUGUAUGGGGUUGAUAUGCAUGUAGUUAAGGCUAGAGAUGGGAAUGACUAUAGUUUGGGACUAACCCCAACAGGAGUCCUUGUUUUUGAAGGGGAGACCAAAAUUGGCUUAUUUUUUUGGCCCAAGAUAACCAGAUUGGAUUUUAAAAAGAAUAAGUUAACCUUGGUGGUUGUAGAAGAUGAUGAUCAGGGCAAAGAACAGGAGCAUACAUUUGUUUUUAGACUAGAUCAUCCAAAAGCCUGCAAACAUUUAUGGAAGUGUGCUGUGGAGCAUCAUGCCUUCUUCCGCCUUCGAGGCCCUGUCCAAAAGAGUUCUCAUCGAUCGGGAUUUAUUCGACUAGGAUCACGAUUUAGAUAUAGUGGGAAAACUGAGUAUCAGACCACAAAAACCAAUAAAGCAAGAAGGUCAACAUCCUUUGAAAGAAGGCCCAGCAAACGAUAUUCUCGUCGAACUCUACAAAUGAAAGCAAGUACAACAAAACCUGAAGAACUCAGUGUUCACAAUAGUGUUUCAACCCAGAGUAAUGGCUCCCAACAGACUCGGGGCUUGAGAUCUACUCCACCUAUGAUUCCUUCCACAUCUUCUGGUUCUGUGCUGGUGGAGAUAGAGAAUCUUCCAUGGAGUCCUGAAACGGAGCAGCAUGACAGGAAAUGUUUGCCUCUGAAUAUUGAUUUGCUGGCUAGCCCAGACUUAUUGGAAACAACAAUUGGUGAUGUAAUUGGGGCAUCAGACACUAUGGAAACAUCCCAAGCACUGGAUGAAAUUAACAUAACCACCAGGCAGACUGGUUUAGAGGAAUCUGAAAUUGAAUGUGGGACAUUUAAAGAUGCCUCAGAAAAGCUCAAACAGCUGGAGAUGGAGAACAGUCCUUUGCCGUCCCCUCGAUCCAACAUCGAUGUUAAUGUCAACAGUCAGGAGGAAGUGGUGAAGUUGACUGAAAAGUGUCUUAAUAAUGCCAUUGAGAGCCCAGGACUGAGUGCCACGAGAGUUCCUCCUGACUUCAAGAGUAACAUUUUGAAGGCUCAAGUAGAAGCAGUGAAUAAGAUUACAAGAGAAGAUACCUUAUUAAGUCAUAAAAAUGCCAGUGUUCAGGAUACUGCCACAAACAGCAGUGCUGUGUCGAACGAGAGUCGUGUGCCCCUCUCCAGAGAGCCUCUCGCUCCAGCCCACACCACACCUGCAGACAGUGGUUCUUCUGUUCUAAAGGAAGCUACAGAUGAGUUGGAUGCCUUGCUUGCAUCUCUAACUGAGAAUCUGAUGGACCCCACAGCCACACAUCAGAUGUCUUCAGCAUCCAUGAUCACACCCCGGUGGAUUGUCCCACAGAAUGGUGCCAUAUCUAAUGGACUUGCAGGAUAUGAAACGCUUUUGGCAGGGAAGGAGGGGCACGGGAAUCAAGACGGAAUCUCACUGAUCUCUCCCCCAGCACCAUUCUUGGUAGAUGCUGUGACCAGCUCUGCUCCCACUUUGGUGGAAGAAGCCGUCUUGAAGCAGAAGUGUUUACUGACAACUGAGCUCUAAGGGCCUGUAACUGGAAUGCCCAGCACUCUUCAGCAGUCCGUCCUGGUAUCCAUGUCAGCUGGAAUAUGUUGGAUUCAGUGUGUUCUUUACUUGUGGGCAAAAAAAAAAAAGCUGUACCUAGAUUUGACUUCAACUCUGUGAAAAAAAUAACUGUAUUUUCCGUCCAACUGGAAGAGCUUACUC